Messenger RNA from Saccostrea cuccullata (small rock oyster), 2232 nucleotides. Its product is annotated as plasminogen-like. The record is from RefSeq and is a predicted model, not a curated record. Gene Ontology annotation, molecular function: calcium ion binding; signaling receptor binding; endopeptidase activity. Gene Ontology annotation, cellular component: membrane. NCBI's taxonomy places the organism in Eukaryota, Metazoa, Mollusca, Bivalvia, Ostreida, Ostreidae. The transcript has 15 exons. The coding region runs from base 21 to 2213 and encodes 730 amino acids.
CCGAGGGAUGGUAUGUCCGAAUGACAGUAGAAGAACUCCACCUGGCCGACAACAAUUUAAACAGAUGUUACCAUUGGUUGGAAAUCCAAUAUAACCUGCCAGGCCAGACAGGAAUCAAACGCUGUGGGGACAUUAUAGGGGAUCAGUGGACGGGAUCCAAAGACAGCCCUAACUUUAUGACGAUAACAUUUGACAGUAAAUUUGUACAGGACAGACAAGUGGAGAAGGGCUUCAAACUCAGAUUUAAUGCUGUUGGAAGAGGAUGUAAGGAUAACCCAUGUGUAUAUGGUACCUGCCAUGAAAGCAAGAUGGAUUGCCAGUUUACGUGUUCCUGUUACUCUGGUUUUGAGGGAAAGUUGUGUGACAAAAUGUCAAGUGAUGCCACAUUUGAAUGUACCUUUGAAAAGACGAAGUGUUUCUUAGAAAACACUAAAGAAGGCGACGACUUUGACUGGGCUGUUAACUCAGGUCCCAGUAGUUCACAAGGCACGGGACCUGACAGAGCACACAAAGGAAAUCGGUACAUUUUUACAGAAAUGUCAGAUCCUCGAGUAAAGGGAGAGAAGGCAUGGCUGGUAUCUAACUUGGACCUACCAGCUUCAGAGAGAUGCCUUUCGUUCUACUACUACAUGUUUGGUCACACAGUUGAUUCACUGAGAGUCCUGAUUUCCGGGGAAAACAGGUCCCAAAGCGCCAUCUGGUCUGAAACAGGAAACCAGGGCAGCAAGUGGAAAUUCGCUCGUGUCAAUAUUGAGCAAAUAGAAAAACUGAGGAUCGUGUUUGAAGCUGUUCGUGGUGAAGAUUGGAGUAGUGAUAUUGCCUUAGAUGACGUAGUUCUUUCUGUCGGAGCAUGCGCAAACGUGACUGAAAAUAUUGAGUGUGUGAAGACAAACCGGGGCGGGGAUUACAAAGGGAAAGUCAACGUAACACGGAGCGGAAAGGCUUGUCAGCCCUGGGCGGAUCAAACGCCCCAUUCACACACUGGGUAUGCUGCCCUAGUCAACGACUCCAACUACUGCCGGAAUCUUUACCCCCGGAGCAAUGACUACCACCCCUGGUGUUACACUAUGGACCCUGGGGACCGCUGGGACUACUGUGACAUACCUGCUUGUGAAUAUGAAGAAUGCAGACGCUCUAGUAUUGGAUACGAGUAUGCUGGAAGAGUGAGCAAAACAAAGUCCGGGAAAACGUGUCAGAGGUGGGAUUCACAGUCACCACACGAACACUCGCACGCGGGUCUGAUGGGCCACGAGAAUUACUGUCGGAACCCCAGGGGUAGAGAACAGGAACCUUGGUGCUUCACAGAGGAUAACUCCACGCGUUGGGAAUAUUGCGAUGUGCCAAUGUGCAAUGAUGAAGCUCGGGAAUGCGCACUGCUAGCUCAAAAUAUUGAUUACUUUGGAAAAAUCAACACAACUACAAGUGGUCGAUCAUGUCAAAGAUGGGAUCAACAAAAACCGCAUUCUCAUUCAAUGCCACUAACCUCUGCUCAGGAGAACUAUUGUCGUAACAUGGGCGGCGAGAACCGAGCAUGGUGCUAUACGACCGACCCCGACAAACGCUGGGAAAGGUGCAACAUUCCGCCAUGUGACAACUUGGCAUGCUUUUCGAACCCAUGCUACAAUGGAGGGACAUGCACAAAUGAUGGAGAUUCCUAUAAUUGUUCCUGUUUUCUGGGUUACCAAGGAGACAGGUGUGAAACUGAAGUUCCACUAAGAACAGAGAACUGUAAACGGUCCAUCAUUGGCUGGGAGUACCGAGGAACCAUAUCAUUAACUGUCAACAACCGAACGUGUCAGCGGUGGAAUGAAAGUACUCCACAUGGACAUCGCUUUACCACGUCCAUGGCGAGUCACGAGAACUACUGCAGGAACCCGGAUAAAGAACCUACCCCGUGGUGCUACACCUCUGACCCAAAUAAACGAUGGGAACUUUGCAACAUACCGACUUGUGACACUCCGCCGUCUGAAUGCUUGAAUGUUGCUCGAGGAGAAGAUUAUUUUGGCCAUGCUAACAAGACUAUAAAUGGGUACACGUGCAUGCGCUGGGAUUCCCAGUCACCACAUCAGCAUGGGUAUAAUUACAUUCGGGAUCAGGAGAACUAUUGUCGUAAUCCUUAUGGAGAGGAACCUAAGGGGCCAUGGUGCUAUACCACAAAUCCCAACAAGAGAUGGGAUUAUUGCUUUGUUCCUCUGUGUGGUGGGAAGAUUUAACCUGAAUAUAGAAGACCAC